AUGGUGUUCGAAGGCAGGGUGAAGAGGCUUGUUGUCUUGGGAAGCACCGGAAGCAUCGGCAGAAACACACUGGAGAUCGUCCGACAGUUUCCCGAUUUGUUUCAGGUUGUCGGCCUCGCCGCAGGGGGCUCGAAUCUUGCUCUCCUCGCCGAGCAGGUGGUGCUUUUCAGGCCGCAGUAUGUGUAUCUGGGAGCCACCUCCAAGGCAACCGAGCUGCAAGAAAGACUGAGCGCGCACGAGAGAACGUCUCCUGCCUCGCCUCGCCCCCGCCUUCUCCUGGGCGACGAGGGCCUGCCGGAGCUUGCGUGCGUCCCAGAUUAUGAUGUUCUUGUCUCCGCUAUUGUCGGGUUUAAGGGCGUCCUCCCCACGCUCAAAGCCCUCGAGGCAGGCAAGGAUGUCGCACUCGCCAAUAAAGAGGCUCUCGUAGCGGCAGGCCCCGUUUUCCGCUCGCUUCUUUCCAGGCGCGGUCUUCUCUACGGGGACGUAGAGACGAACGAGGGAGGAGGGGAAAGAAAAGGCGGCGGUUCAGACAAGAAGCGUGCGACCGAGAGGCCGAAACGCGGGCUUCUCCUUCCCGUCGAUUCGGAGCACUCGGCGAUCUUCCAGGCCGUCCAAGGCGUCCCGCCGACCUGCUACCCCCCUAGGAAGCUUCUGCUCACUGCAAGUGGGGGACCGUUUCGUGGCAAGACGCGCGAUGACUUGAAGGGGGUGACCCUGGAAAAGGCUCUCAAACAUCCCAAGUGGAGUAUGGGAGCAAAGAUCACGAUCGACAGCGCAACAUUGAUGAAUAAAGGUUUGGAAGUCAUUGAAGCUCACUUCGCCUUCGGGUGUCCGUACUCCUCCAUCGAGGUCCUCGUUCAUCCCCAAGCCGUUGUCCACUCCGCCGUUGAACUUCGGGAUGGCGCGACCCUCGCUCAGCUUGGACUUCCCGAUAUGAAACUGCCCAUCGCCUAUGCCCUCACGUGGCCGCAUCGUCUGUCCGCGCCUUGGUCCGCCGGCGUCGACCUGACCCAGGAAGGCAGUCUGACGUUCGAGAAGCCAGAUCUGUCCACGUUCGGGUGUCUAGGACUCGCCUACGAGGCAGGCGAAAGGGGAGGCGUGGCGACGGCGUGCUUGAAUGCGGCCAAUGAAGUGGCGGUUGAGAGGUUUCGGAACAAAGAAAUUGGGUUCUUGGACAUCGAGGACACCGUGCGCCACGUCAUGGGUUUGCACGAGACAGGAAGAGACAAUCUCGCCUCGACAGAUGUCUCUCUACAGGAUGUCUUCGAGGCUGAUCGGUGGGCGCGCGCAGCGGCGAGAGCGUUUAAGCCGAGGAGCUAA
Messenger RNA from Neospora caninum, 1320 nucleotides. RefSeq names its product putative 1-deoxy-D-xylulose 5-phosphate reductoisomerase. The coding region runs from base 1 to 1320 and encodes 439 amino acids. The transcript has 8 exons. The record is from RefSeq and is a predicted model, not a curated record. Gene Ontology annotation, molecular function: protein binding; manganese ion binding; 1-deoxy-D-xylulose-5-phosphate reductoisomerase activity. Gene Ontology annotation, biological process: isoprenoid biosynthetic process. Lineage: Eukaryota; Apicomplexa; Conoidasida; Eucoccidiorida; Sarcocystidae.